This is a messenger RNA of Macrobrachium nipponense, 5622 nucleotides long. RefSeq names its product solute carrier family 35 member G1-like. The transcript is spliced from 3 exons. Gene Ontology annotation, cellular component: membrane. The record is from RefSeq and is a predicted model, not a curated record. Lineage: Eukaryota; Metazoa; Arthropoda; Malacostraca; Decapoda; Palaemonidae. Bases 94 to 1176 code for a protein of 360 amino acids.
UAACUCCCUUUCCCGUCAGCAGGUGGCGUAAUGGGCCUGUAUAAAAAAGGCCUCAUCAGAACGGCUCUGGAGCGGUGACACGUCUACUGAACGAUGGUGGGGUUCACGCACCACCGCGCCCACCCCAACUCCGUGGGCGUGGAUACGGGCAUCGAGUUGGAGCCGUUGGUCGAGGAACACCCGCCUGUUUCGCCACAUCGUCGGCGACAUGUUCAGAAUGUCGCAGAUAAGCCAUCAGAGCGCUGGGCUCUGCCUCAUAUCGGAUUGUUUAUGGCAGUGCUGUCGUCUCUCUUUUUCUCACUCUGCUCUCUAAUAGUCAAGGUAUUAGCGGACGUAAGUCCAAUGGAACUAGCAGUAUUCCGAUUCGUGGGUAUUCUCUUGCCAACGUUACCUCUCCUCAUCCGACGUGGUGACCCUCCGUUUCCCAAGGGACGUCGCUUGAUGCUGAUGCUUCGAGGUCUUGUGGGAGCCACCUCCCUGAUGCUCCAGUUCUAUGCUUUUCGGCACAUGCCCCUAGCCGACGCUUCUGUGAUCGUUUUUAGUGUGCCUGUGUUCGUGGCCGUGUUUGCAAAAGUGUUUUUAGGAGAACCUUGUGGACUCUUCCACGGAGUUGUGAUCUUGUUAACUGUAGCCGGGGUGGUCCUCAUCGCCCGCCCUCCUUUCAUAUUCGGAUCCCUUUCAGACGCCUACACAACCGAGAACUGGUGGGGAGCAGCAGCGGCCAUCUUUGGGACGGUCGUUGCGGCUAACGUCUACGUCAUCCUGCGAGUACUGAAGGGACUCCACUUCUCAGUCAUCAUGACCAACUUUGCCGUCGUGGCCCUCUUCCUGACGCCCAUCGUCUCCUGGAUGAGCGGGGAUAUGUGCGUCCCACGGUGCGGGAAUGAGCGUUACCUCAUCUUAGCCAUUGGAGCCUUCAGCUUUGGCGGUCAGAUCCUGCUGACGAAGGCUCUCCAGCUCGAGCAAGCAGGGCCUGUCUCCAUUGCCCGGACAGCCGACGUCGUCUUCGCCUUCAUUUGGCAGGCCAUUUUCUUCAACGAGCUUCCGGAUAUGCUGAGUCUAGUGGGGGCUCUCUUAGUGACGUCGUGCGUCUUUCUGACAGGGCUUCGAAAGUGGGUAGUUUCAUUGCCUGAGACCUCGUCUACUCGGCAGCGGCUCCGUUGCCUCAUCUGCUGACCUUACGGCUUCUCUGCUUCAGUUGGGUUUUCUAGUGUGCUUCAUGAGUCUCCUUCUCCAAAAAGCUUCACUUGAAAUAGUUCACAAAGUAAUUCAGGCAUCGUCCAGAACAUUGUUCCCCUCUUGAGGGAAGUAAGAUGUGGUCAACAUAUUUCAUAUGCAUAUCCUGUGGCACAGUUCCGCUCAAUAAUGUGUUUGCAAUAAACCUCACAAUUCUGAUACUCAUGAACUUUCACAAAAUGUAACAUUAACCAUUAGUAAAACAUUCCAUGACAGUCAACUUUCACAAAAGAAAUGCUAUUUAUUCAUGAGGCACAACUUUUCUAUGCAAACUGUAAAUUGCAUUUGCUAUCUCCACUUCUGUUUAGUCCUUGCUGUCCAUAUUCUUCUUAGCAAUACAUUCUGUUUGGAAUUUGUAAGACCUUGAAAGCUUAGAUGCCUUUAAAUCAUUUCAAUUGCCAAGCUUACUGCAAGUGUAUUCUGCAGUAAUCUUACAUAAACCCUCAUCACCCUAGUGUAAAUAUAACCCAUUCUAGUCAUCUCUUUCUAGCCUAUGAAGUACCCAUCUCUGUCUUUAGUGAAUUGGUCAUUACAAAUACGAUUAUAUUUCAUCUGACAUUCUUUAUAAUGGAUCCAUGUUUUUCAUCAAGACUUCCCAUAGCCGUUUAGAAGUUCCUCUCUCACCGUUUCCCACAGUUCAUAUCGCCAUUUGUUUUUCACAAUCAUUCACUCCAAAAUGGACCUGUCAUUUUGUGGCGUCUGAGAAGAGCAACUGGACUCAAAAAACCAACAGAGCCUAAAGUCGAGCGAAAUGACUGAAUGCAAAUCCAUUCUCUUUCGGAUGAGAAAGGUCAGCCAUAAUGGAUCUGAAUUCUUCUGUUUUCCUCUCUUGAUGCUAGAUGCUGGUUCUUCAGUCAGACAAGACUUACUGAGAAACGAAGGUUGGAAAUUUCCUGUGGUCACCACCUGAGGGGAUUUUAGAUACUGGCAGGACUUCAUGAUUCAAAGUGCUAGUAGGUAACCCUAUGAAUGUAAUUUGGAGUCAUUAUAGUUUAAAUCGAAAAGAAAUAGUCUCGAAUUGAUCAUGAAGUUCUAAAGGCUACAAGGGCAAACGAGUUUAAAGAAAAAGCUUGCUGCUCCUCACCAGCUACAAAACGUCAUUCUGCACAAAUAUCUCAUGAACAGAAAGUUGUUCCUCGAUGAUGAUCUUCUGGAAAAGAAAAUGCAGGGCUUCAGGGCUAAGGCGUAACUUUUGUAGAAGCCUAAAGGGAGGGGUAUUCUAACAGGUGAACAGUAUUAUAUGAACAGUGCUUCAGUAUUGAUGUAAUCGUGAGAAGUGUAAGUAUUAAGCGAAACUUUCCAUUGAUUUAAACAGCAUUCUGGCUCUAAGUAUGUCAGCAAACCUGUGAAAUGGUCACCGUUAGUUGUGUCUGAGUGUAAUCUUCUGUAUACUAUGUGUCUAUGUUAUUUUUUUUCAGAAGAACAUUUAGGUGGUAUUCAGAAAUUGAAAAAAGUUUUAGAACUACAACAGAACGUCAUAUCAACCUGCGUGGGGUCAUUAAUUGAAGUAAGUUUGUAGGAAAAGUAUUGCUUGCUACAGAUAUUUCUAUGGUAUUUUGUAGAUCAGUUAUGGAGUACUACGCAAAGUUGUUGAGAUCUUAAAAAGUUGACAUUUAUUUUGUUAUAGUAAUUUAGUGAAGAUCUUUAAGACACACGAAGAUGAAAAUUCAGCCGUCAUUAUAAAAAAUGAAAAAAAAAAUUGAUUUAUUGAUAUUUUGUGGCGUUGCAACUUAGUUUUACCAAACCUUUUCACGAUUUUUUUUUUCUUUAAAGGGGGGAGCUGUAACUGAAAAUUUUAUUGUUGUCUAAUAGAUAGGUUUACCUAGGCGUUGAAACCCUGAAUAUUUUAGAUAGAAUGUAGAUAACUGUAAAUUAAAGAUUUUUGGUAAAAAUGAUAACAUACCUCCAAUUAAAUGCUCAAUAAUCUGCAGUAAUGCAUUUAAUGUCAUGAAAUUGACUUUAAUUCACACACACGUACACACACACACAUUUUUUUGCGUGGAAAGAACGUGUUAAGUAAAUAAAAAUUUAAGUUUCAUAGGGCUGAAUACAUCUGACCAAAUUCUUUGUGAAUUAGAUGAUAAUUGAUUUUUCUGUUACAGAAAUCUGACGUUGAUCAGAGAUACUUCGGAUUGUUCCUGAAAGUUCCUGAUAUAAUGAUACUAUUCCUGUUGUUUUAUAUAUUCUGAGUCUUAUUUCUUGAGGGUAUAAUGGAAUACAAUUCAAAGAGAGAGAAUAUAAAGUAAAUGGGCUCAGUUUUCACAAUUACGUGUUUUACUCAGAGCCAUUAAAAAAAAUCCCUGGUGAAACAAGAAUAAAAAUAAAGAGGAAAUAAAUACUGUUAUUCAACAACUGAUAAUACUCAAAGAAAAUAAAAAAAGGGCAUACUAUGAAGCACUUUCCUACGGAAUGGUCUGAAGACGUUUUGAUAAUGUAGAAAAACAGACUAGAGAUUCUUUUAAGAAAAUAACCUGCUGUUGUGUCUGUGAUAUUACUAUGGAAGUCUGCCUUGAAAAUGAUAAGAAAUGUCUUUAUAAUGUGCAUUUAUACCAUAUCAGUGAUUUCUAAGUAUCUCGUGUCCAUAGACAUUUUGAACUUGGAGAUGCUGACAGAGAAGUUAAAGUGAUUUGUCUCAAUGUGCACGUAUAAAUUUUGAAAAGAAAUUGGGAUGAAAGGAUUUGGAGUAGAGUCAACUAUACUAAAUAAUGUUUGGGUUUGGUGUCUAUUCUUAUAUUACUACUUUAGUAAACGAUUGCCGUAUAAUGAUCAGUUUUAUGAAGAAUAGUGAAUAAUGAAAGCGAGAGUAUUUACGAGUUCUAAAAAAUUAAGGGCUCUACGUUGUCAAGAAGUGAUGUGGUUAAAUAUUUCUUUUCGAUAAAUACUGUAAGAACAUUCACAUAUGUUUACAAUUGACAGUUAUUAAAAGUUCCUACUUUAAUGUGCGGCAAUUCGAACUUUCGAGUUUCAUGAAAUUUUUCAAAGUUCCCGUAAAUGAUUCACUAUAAGAUAUGUUUCUUAAAAAUUGGUUAAUUCUUAAGCUAGGUAUCUUAAUAUAAGAUAUUUCCCGUGUUUACCAACUUGAAUUUCAAUGUAUCUUAAUUCUUAUUCAAAUGAUUUCUUAUGUGUUUCCAUGUAAGAUAUAUUCAUUAUGAUCUUUGAUCGAAGGGUUAAUUUUACACCUACGUUCCGGCUCAAGAUCAUAAUUUACCAGUCUUUCAUAAUUACUCAUCAGGACUCAGAUCCAGUGCCCAUGAAAGCUUUCAAAUCUGAAUUAGAUAUUCCGAUUAAUACUUAUAAAAUUGUAUGGUUAUCAUUUCAAUUUAAACUCAGAAAAAUUUAAGUUGAUUACCUAUACUCAAGACUGAAUUCAGUUCCUGAGAAGUCUGAAGUCCUGAAUUAUCGUCCAAGUCCAUAUGAUGGGGGUAAUGAAUUAAAGGGAAAUUAAUUUUGAAUAUUUUUUAUCAUUACAAGACACUUCAUCAUUUUUAUAGCAUCAUACAUUAGUGUUUAAUUGUAUAAUUCAUUGAGUUUAUCACUAAGCAGAAAAUGAGCCUGGAAUUAAAAGUCAGGAAGUAGUUAUAAGCGGCCAGGAAAGGUUUGAAAAAUCUAUACAAAAAUCUUCUAAAUGAAUUUAUAAUGUAGUAAUUUAACAUCUAUUAAAAAGCAAUAGAGAACUGGAAUUAUUUUGGGAAUUUUAUGGAGGCGAAGGCGAUAAUAUCCAUAAGAAAAGAAGUAUAUUUCACUUUAAUACCUUUUAUUGAAGAUGGUGCAAGCUUAAACAGUAAAGAAAUUUCUCGUGAAAAAGUUGAUAACUCACAAAUUACUAUUUUUUUUUUUUUUUUUUUUUUUACUGGUGAGGAAACUAAAUGAAGACAAUAAAGUCAUUUGCUCGUGGCAUUUGGUGUAGAAUAAAGCUGGGAAGUCUCUAUUCUGGAAUGUCACGUGAACUAUGGCUUCUCGAACAAGGAACAGGUAUUUUGGGGGUGUUCCCUUGACAAGUAAACAAGAUACUUACACAAACCAUAUCAUAAUUCAAUUUAAGCACAACUGCAAGUGAGGGGGUGUAUGGUUGUGAAUUGAUUACUAGCCGUGGUCUUACCCUCCAAUGUUUUGAAAAAAAAAAAAAAAAACUUAGUAUUGUAAAAAAUCAUACCCAGUCUACUGGAGUCUUUGGUUUAGAUAUUAUAGGGGAUAGCGUAGGUGGUAGUUUGUUACAUUGUGACUGUGAAGAGUGACUGUAUUAAUGGCACCUGUUAUGAGUUAUCAACCAAUCAGAAAGGUUUUUAUGAAAUUUGAGCUCUUUUUCUACUAGUGGUCCUGUAGUCUGACACGGGCCAUUAUGAGGACAAUUAGGAUAUAUAUAUAUAUAUAUAUAUAUAUAUAUAU